Molecule: messenger RNA, 1287 nt
Organism: Baudoinia panamericana UAMH 10762
Lineage: Eukaryota; Fungi; Ascomycota; Dothideomycetes; Mycosphaerellales; Teratosphaeriaceae
Exons: 2
Coding region: 392-1135 (247 amino acids)
Molecular function (GO): protein binding
Source: RefSeq, a predicted model, not a curated record
GGUCACGACGAGCACCACAGAUCGACCGCUUUAUGAAGGUGCAGUGACAGCUCCGCUUGGGAAACAUCUGUGAACUCGGAGUGUUGUAGACAGCCCGGACCACGUUGCCACAUACUGCUCGAGUCGCUUGGAGCGCACCUGCAUUGAGUUGUCAAUGUGCUACCUCACUUCUCCGUCACUUCACAUACGAAAUGCUGCAAAGUUGCAGACAGCCUCUAUAAGCUCGCCAACCUUCUCCGUUCCAAUCAUCGCCGAUACGCCUUAGCCAGCAACUUACUACAACCACUCUCGGACACUGUCAGGCGGAGCGACUAUGUCGAACAUCAAGGAUCCGUGGAGCGCAGAGCUGUCGGAGAAUUAGUAUGUCGUUCCUGAAACUCAAUACCAAUCGAUGCUGACUUCUGUUCGUAGCUACCAUGGCGAGCCAGUGAAAUUGCUGGUUGGUGCCGAACCCGUCAUCUUUUACGUCCACGAAGAAGUCCUCACCAGAAGCUCCAUUUUCCUCCGGACGGCAUUGAAAGAUAAGUGGGAAGAAGGACAAAGCCGUCAGAUCAAGGUGCCAGCCGAAGAUCCAGUUGUUUUCCAUGAUUACGUUCAUUGGCUGUACCACGCCAAGAUCCAUUGCCCGUCAGUCGAUGCCGAAACAUGCUACAGUCCGAUGUUACUCCUGUACAUCUUGGCGGACAAUUUGCUUGACACUGCAUGCCAAGACCGCGUUGUCGAUGCUCUACUCCUGCAUAUGCGUGACAAGGCGCCGGAUCCCGGAGACCCAGGAGCCUCACCCACAAGGUGGUUCCCUAUUGGCUUCGACGUUGAUCUUGUCUACGAAAAUACUCCCAAAGGCUCGUUUUUGCGAAGACUCAUGCUGGACACUCACCUGUAUCAGGGGACUUCUAACUGGAUCCGCAAUCCGGAGCUAGCGAGCCUCAACGUCGAGUCCCUGGCCGAUCUCAGUGCGGGCUUGCUGGACAAAGUCUAUCGGGUACAUGCCGGCGCGGUACUUGACAAGCCCGAGCAGUUUGACGCUCAGUCGCCAUGCGUCUACCACAAACACGGCGCGGACAAGCGGUGCGGCGCCGACAAGCAGGUUGCCGAGAAAGGAAAAGACGCCCCUGACCAGGACCAGGACAUGUAAGACGGCGAGCACGAGAGUAAUCGAGUAAGUCGAUGAGGAAUAUGGCCAGUGUUUCACACAGGUGCUCUCGAUCGAGCAAGCGAAGAGUAUGGCGGUCGGCCCACAGUACGGUGUGCCACGUCAGCACGGCGAUGGAAUGCAGCGGGCGGGCU